UUAUCCACCGACGGCUUUAUCGCCUUGUUUUUCUGUGCUGCUGAUGCUGACGAAGAAGCACGUAAUUUUUUUUCCAAUCGUCAGCUGCCCCCCGUGAUGUGCAUUUACCUUUUCUCAUCUUAGUUAACAUACGAAGUUUUGGGGAACCAAAAACUGUUCCAGUUUCGGCCGGCAAAAUGAACGCCGAAGAUCUGUAUUGGUUCACCUUCACCCUCGUUACCAUCGUGGGUUAUUUCACGUUCAAAUUGAUCACACGACACAAACAUUUCUUCACAGCCCGGGGCGUUCCCUUCGUGAAGCCGCACUUCAUUUACGGGAACUUGAAUGAUGUGUUGAGUGGAAAAGUUUCCACGCUGGAACUGGUGCAGCAGUUUUAUCAAAAGUUUGAAAAUGAACGCAUCUUCGGUUUCUACAACUACCUCAGCCCAGUGUUCUACGUGCGGGACCCCGAUCUGAUCGAAAAACUGUGGGUUCAGGAGGGCAACCACUUCGCGAACCAUGGCUAUUUUCUGGACGAAAGGAAAGAUGCGAUUCUCGGCAAUCAGCUGCACUUGCUGAAAGACGAAAAGUGGCACCGGAUGCGGUGCUCCUUGGGUCCAGUUUUUUCCAGUAAGCAGGUGGCUCCGAUGACGCGGUUGAUUCAAACGAAUUCAGCAGAUCUGAUAGAUCAUUUAAAGGGUCGCGUUGACUCGGAGCUAGAGUUCAAAGGAGUGUUUGUGCAGCAUGCUUUCAACGUGAUAGCUAGUUGUGCAUUCGGGCUGGAAUUGAACACGUUUAAGGAUGAGAGCGAUCAGUUUUGUCAAAUCGGUGGUGCCCUCGUGUAUGGAAACAAUCCGGUGCAGACGCUGAAAACUAUGUUGUUCUAUCUGUUCCCUAAAUUGAUGAGUAAGAUGAACGUUCAGCUGAUGGAGGCAAGUCACGCAAAAUAUUUUAUGAACCUGUUGAGAGCCACCAUCGAGGAGCGUGAUCAGUACAACGUCAAUCGACCGGAUAUGAUCCAUUUGCUGAACAGAGCCAACAAGAGAGAACUGGAAUUGAAUGCUGAAGAUCGGGCAUACUUUCAAAUAAAAGACAGUUCAAGGUGGAAGAUGACUAAUCAAGAAUUCGUCGCACAAUGUGUGACAUUCUUCGGACCCAGUUUCGAAAACUUGGUUAAUUUGAUUUCUUUCGCAAGCUAUGAGCUAGCAGCUAAUCCGGACGUUCAGUUGAAACUGUUUGCCGAAAUUCAGAACACUUCGAAAGAGACUCCGCUCAGCUAUGAUAGCAUCAACGGGAUGAUCUAUCUGGAUAUGGUCAUUAGUGAAACGCUGAGAAAAUGGCCGGCUGCUCCUUCCUGCGAUAGGGAGUGCUCUAAAGAUUACCGACUGAACCAACAGGAUGGAUUAAGUAUUCAGUUCCGGAAAGGUGAUUCCCUGUGGGUUUCGGUUUGGGCAUUGCACCGGGAUGAACGAUAUUUUCCCGACCCGGAACGAUUUGAUCCGGAGCGUUUCAGUGAAGCGAAGAGGGGUGAAAUUCGUCCCAAUACUUACCUGCCGUUCGGAGUGGGGCAGAGGAAUUGCAUCGGUCGGCGAUUGGCAUUGUUGGUUGCUAAACUCACGUUGGUUGAUUUAGUACGGAACUUUCAGCUGAGUUUGGGGAGUAAGCUGGUACAACCGUUUCGACUAGCAAAAGCAUCGUUUUCCUUGGAGCCGGAGGGAGGGUUCUGGCUGCAAAUAGCACCUCGAUUGUAGCCUAUUACAGUUCAUAUUCUCUUAGAUAGUUAUGUACUUGAAAUCGAAUUAAUAAUCAAGAUAACGUAGGAAA
Messenger RNA from Topomyia yanbarensis, 1803 nucleotides. RefSeq names its product cytochrome P450 9b2-like. The transcript is spliced from 3 exons. NCBI's taxonomy places the organism in Eukaryota, Metazoa, Arthropoda, Insecta, Diptera, Culicidae. Gene Ontology annotation, molecular function: iron ion binding; monooxygenase activity; heme binding. The record is from RefSeq and is a predicted model, not a curated record. The coding region runs from base 177 to 1730 and encodes 517 amino acids.